AUAUAGCUAUGUGGGUGUGCAAGUUUGUUUUUGCGUUUCCCUCUCACUAUCUAACGUUAUCAUCAUAAGCUGAAACCAUGUCGGCCUUUGUAGGAAAGUAUGCAGAUGAACUGAUCAAGAACGCCAAGUACAUUGCCACCCCUGGAAAGGGCAUUUUGGCAGCAGAUGAGAGCACCGGCACCAUUGGCAAGCGUCUUUCUAGCAUUAAGGUUGACAACAAUGAACCCAACCGCCAAGCCCUUCGCGAGCUCCUCUUCACCUCUCCCAAUGCCUUGUCCUACCUAUCUGGUGUCAUCCUCUUUGAGGAGACCCUCUACCAAAAUACACGUGAUGGAAAACCUUUUGUGGAAGUCCUCCAGGAAAACAAUGUCAUCCCGGGCAUCAAAGUUGAUAAGGGUACCGUCGAGUUAGCCGGCACAAACGGUGAGACCACAACUCAAGGCUUCGACUCUCUUGGAACUCGUUGCCAGCAGUACUACAAGGCAGGAGCUCGUUUUGCCAAGUGGCGUUCCGUCCUCAAGAUUGGCCCCACCGAACCAUCUGAGUUGUCAAUCCAGCAAAACGCGCAGGGCCUGGCUCGUUACGCAAUCAUCUGUCAGGAGAAUGGGCUUGUGCCGAUUGUUGAGCCGGAGAUCUUAACCGAUGGGGAUCAUGACAUCAAGAAAUGUGCAGCUGUCACUGAAACAGUGCUUGCAGCAGUUUACAAGGCGCUGAAUGAUCACCAUGUUCUUCUGGAGGGAACUCUCCUAAAGCCUAACAUGGUCACACCAGGCUCUGCUGGACCAAAGGUAUCAUCUGAGGUGAUUGCUGAGUACACAGUGGCGGCAUUGCGCAGAACCGUGCCGCCUGCAGUGCCGGGGAUUGUGUUCUUGUCAGGUGGGCAGAGCGAGGAAGAGGCGACACUCAACUUAAAUGCUAUGAAUAAGUUGGAGGUGUUGAAGCCGUGGACGCUUUCAUUCUCCUUUGGGCGAGCUUUGCAGCAAAGCACACUCAAGACAUGGAGCGGAAAGACGGAGAAUGUGGGGAAAGCGCAGGGUGCAUUCUUGGGAAGGUGCAAGGCCAAUUCGGAGGCCACUCUUGGAAAGUAUGAAGGUGGAACCGGUGGUGGGUUGGCUUCUGAGAGCUUGUAUGUGAAGGGGUACAAGUACUAAUCAACAUGUGGGGAAUGGGAAUUAAUUAUGAAAUGUAUGGUGUAAACUUACUAAUUCUCUCUUUACCAUUCAUGCUUAUAAUUUUCAGUACAUAUUCAAGAGAUGUUUAAUUGUUAUA
Vitis riparia (riverbank grape) is the source of this 1269-nucleotide messenger RNA. Its product is annotated as fructose-bisphosphate aldolase, cytoplasmic isozyme 1. The transcript has 3 exons. NCBI's taxonomy places the organism in Eukaryota, Viridiplantae, Streptophyta, Magnoliopsida, Vitales, Vitaceae. Gene Ontology annotation, molecular function: fructose-bisphosphate aldolase activity. Gene Ontology annotation, cellular component: cytosol. The record is from RefSeq and is a predicted model, not a curated record. The coding region runs from base 78 to 1151 and encodes 357 amino acids. Gene Ontology annotation, biological process: glycolytic process; fructose 1,6-bisphosphate metabolic process.